Cherax quadricarinatus is the source of this 7373-nucleotide messenger RNA. Lineage: Eukaryota; Metazoa; Arthropoda; Malacostraca; Decapoda; Parastacidae. The record is from RefSeq and is a predicted model, not a curated record.
CUCUGUAGCUGACAUGACACAAGUUAAUGGAGGCAGGUCUUCAGUGGCGCAGUCUUACCUCCGUCCUGCACUCGACCGAGGCAACCUACAUAUUGUCUCCAGAGCCCACGUCACACAGAUUCUGUUUGAUGAUGAGAAGCGAGCAGUUGGCGUUACAUACGAGCACCUGGGCAAGGUUCGCAAAGUGUUGGCACGGCGAGAAGUGAUAGUGUCAGCAGGAGCUGUUGGUUCCCCUCACCUGCUGAUGGUGUCAGGUAUCGGCCCGGCUCAGCACCUCACUCAGCAUGGGAUACCAGUGGUGGUUGACCUGCCUGGAGUGGGCAGCAACCUGCAGGAUCAUCCCUCCAUCUUUGGCCUCACCUGGACAGUUAAGCCAGGAUCUGGUGUCAAUCUCUUCAAUCUAGUCAGUCCUGUGCACAUCAAAAACUACGUCAACAACAGACAAGGUCCUUUAACAAGUCCACUGGGAGUGGAGGCCAAUGCCUGGAGCCUGGCUGAGGUGGGUGACCCCUAUUGGCCUGACCUUCAGUACCUCUUCAUAUCCGGCACUCCGGCUCUUGAUGAUGGUCUCUUCAUCACUGACAUCAUCGGCUUCAGGAGAGAUUUCUUCCAUAGAUAUUUUGGCCCAAUUAAAGGUCAGCAGGGGUUCAACAUUGGGCCCAUGCUGACUCGACCAAAGAGCCGGGGAACCGUACGGCUGAGGUCAAGAAACCCUCGUGACCCUCCACUCAUUGACCCUAACUUCCUGAGCCAUCCUGAUGAUGUCACCACCUUCAUACGGGGUAUAAAAUUUUCUCUGGCAAUUGGCAACACGUCAGCUCUGAAGACUGAUCACGAAGCCAAAUUCUACGAUACGGUUUUGCCUGGAUGUGAGAAGGAAGUAUAUGGAUCUGAUAGUUACUGGGCUUGCUUCACUCGACACAUGGCCCAGACAACAUUCCACCCAGCUGGUACCUGCAAGAUGGCUCCACCUUCUGACCCUUACGGGGUUGUUGAUCACACACUCAAAUUACGAGGAGUAUCAGGAGUACGUGUGGUGGAUGCUUCCAUCAUGCCGCAGAUUGUGUCUGGCAACCUCAACGCACCAACCAUUAUGGUUGGUGAGAGAGCUGCUGAUCUUAUUAAGCAAGAUUGGGGCAUCUCCAUUUAAUUCUUGUUAAAAAAGUACAGUCCUUAGAAUAUACCUGGAAUAUCCCUGGAGGGUGUUCCGGGGUCAACGCCCCCAUGGCCCGGUCCAUGACCGCGAUAUAACUGACAUGAGUUAUUGCUUAAAAAUGAAACUGACCAUGGUUGGUUAUGUUAAGUGUAUACCAAUAACUGGAAAAUAUGACAUAUGCACUCGGUGUGUGUGAGAAUAAAUAACAGAAUCAAUGUGUACACAUGUGGAUAAAGACUCUCAAUAGUAUCGAUGUCCUCUCAAAAGAGGUGAGGGGUUGUGUACCACAAGGCUCGGUAUUGGACCCAUUCUCUUUCUGGGUUAUGUGAAUGACAUACCCAAUGGAAUUUUAAGUCUGAUAUAUGUCUGUUCACUGUUGACAUAAAAAUAGUGAGACUAUAAACAGAUGAGGAUGGGGAAAGGUUGCAAAUGGAUCUAGACAAACUACAAGGUUGGUCUUCUUUUUGAUUAUAAUAAUAAUAAUAAUAAUAACACAAGGUUGGUCAAAAAAGUUGUUGCUUGAAUUCAACCCCAAUAAAUUCAAAGUUAUGAAAACUGGCGAUGAGGCAAGAAGACCAGACGUAAAGUAUAGAUGAGGAACAGAACUACACGCCUUUCUCAAAGAAAAAGAUCUAGGAGUAAGCAUACUACCUACCAAAUCACAAGUCUCUCACAUCAGCCGAGAAACCUCUGCAGCCAAUGCUCAUCUGAUAAAUCUAAGACUGGCCUCCAAGAAUCUCAACAGUCAUUCCGAGUACUUCAUCCCUCACAUUAUCUUGGAGUAUGCAUCACCAGCACGCCAUCCACGCCUUAGGACGCUUAAGAAACUGGAGAAAAUGCAGAAGUAUGCAAUGAGACUAGUUCCAGAGCUGAGGGAUAUGAAUUAUGAAGAGAGACUGAAGGAAUUGAAUCUAAUAACCCUGGAGGACAGAAGGACCAGAGGAGACAUAACAACAUACAAAAUAUUAUGGAAAACUGAUAAAGCGGACAGGAAUAGGCUGUUUGUGAAGUGGAAGAUGAAGACACAAAUGAGUCUCAGGGAUGUCAGGAAGUAUUUCUUCAGUUUCAAGGUGGUCAGGAAGAGGAAUUACUUUGACGAUGUGGAGGCACUCUUCAUGCCUAAUUUUAAGAAUAAUGACAGGGCUCACGAGGCUAGGAGAGUGAAUCUGGCAAGUGGCAAGUUGAGAGCCAAGGGCAGGAACUAAGAUUUCACCCCUGCACUCACAUAUAUUCGAGAACACAAAGAGAAUGCGAGAAGAAUCAACAGCAUCAUUGUACGCGCGUACCAAUUAAUACUCACUAAGUGCCAGAGUGCAGAAUCAACAGUAUCAAUUGUAAAAAUACGUAGAAACACAGAUGAGAGUGAAUAAUCAACAGUAUCACUGUAUAUCCACCUGAAUAAACUCGUACCUAGUAUCAGAAUGUGAAGAAUCAACAAUAUCACUGUAUACUCACCUGAAUAAACUCAUACCUAGUAUCAGAAUGUGAAGAAUCAACAGUAUCACUGUAUACCCACCUGAAUGAACUCACACCUAGUAUCAGAAUUUGAAGAAUCAAUAGUAUCACUGCAUACCCGCCUGAAUAAACUCAUACCUAGUAUCAGAAUGUGAAGAAUCAACAGUAUCACUGUAUACCCCCCUGAAUAAACUCACACCUAGUAUAAGAAUAUGAAGAAUCAACAGUAUCACUAUACCAACCCGAAUAAACUCACACCUAGUAUCAUAAGAACAUAAGAACAUAAGAAAUAAGGAACACUGCAACAUGCCUACUGACCCAUGCGGAGCAGGUCCAUGUCCUCCCCCGGAUUAGACCAAUGACCCCCACGGAUUAGCCCAAUGACCCACCCAGUCUGGUCACCUCCACUCAAGGAUGGAGCACUGCACCAGACCCAGCAGCACAAGCUAGUCAGAUCCAACUCACACCCACCCACAUCCACUCAUGUAUUUAUCUAACCUAUUUUUAAAACUACACAACGUUUUAGCCUCAAUAACUGUACUCGGGAGUUUGUUCCAUUCAUCCACAACUCUAUUACCAAACCAGUGCUUUCCUAUAUCCUUCCUGAAUCUGAAUUUUUUCAACUUGAAACCAUUGCUGCCAGUCCUGUCUUGGCAGGAAAUUUUCAGCACGCUAUUUACAUCCCCUUUAUUUAUUCCUGUUUUCCAUUUAUACACCUCGAUCAUAUCCCCCCUAAUUCUACGCCUUUCGAGAGUGCAGAUUCAGGGCCCUCAGUCUGUCCUCAUAGGGAAUUUUCUGAUACAUGGGAUCAUCUUUGUCAUCCUCCUCUGUACGUUUUCCAGCGCAUUUAUAUCCAUUCUGUGAUACGGUGACCAAAACUGAACAGCAUAGUCUAAAUGAGGCCUAACCAAGGAUAUAUAGAGUUGAAAAACAACCGGAAGACUUUUAUUAUUUAUACUUCUAGAUAUGAAGCCAAGAAUUCUGUUGGCUUUAUUGUGAACAUUAAUGCACUGUUGUCUUGGAACUCCUAAAUCCUUUUCACAAUAAGUAGUAUUAAGAUUUACAUUAUUUAGUUUAUAUGUGGCAUGGUUAUUUAACUGUCCAACAUUUAGAACUUUGCAUUUGUCAAUAUUAAAUUGCAUGUGCCACUUCUCCGACCAUUGCAUAAGUCUAUUCAAAUCAUCCUGGAGUGCUCUAGUGUCCUCAUUAGAAUGAACUGGACGGCCUAUUUUGGUGUCAUCAGCAAAUUUACUUAUGUCGCUAUUUAUUCCCUCAUCUAUGUCGUUUAUGUAAAUUGUGAACAACAACGGGCCCAACACUGACCCCUGAGGAACACCCCUUGUGACGUGCCCCCAUUCUGAUUUCUCCCCAUUGAUGCAAACUCUGCUGUCUUUUUGUCAGCCAUGCGUCUACCCAGGAAAAAAAUUCUCCUCCUAUUCCGUGUGCCUUAAGUUUCCUCAAUAGCCUCUGGUGUGGAACUCUAUCGAAAGCCUUACUGAGUCCAUAUACACAAUAUCAUAUUCAUUACCAUGAUCUACCUCCUCAAACACCUAAGUGAAAAAAGUUAUUAAAUUCAUAAGUCAGGAACGCCCCUUUGUAAAACAGUGUUGAGAUUCAUUAAUCAAUCUGUGCCUGUCAAGAUUGCUACGAAUUGCUUCGGCAAUUAUUGAUUCCAUAAAUUUUCCCACUAUGGAGGUAAGGCUUAUUGGUCCAUAGUUCGAAGCCAAGGACCUGUCACCUGCCUUGUAAAUAGGUAUUACGUUUGUCAUUUUCCAUUUAUCAGGCACUAUGCCAGUUUGUAGUGAUAUGUUAAAAAGAUUAGCCAAAGGUAUGCUUAGUUCCUCUUUACAUUUUUUAACACACUUGCAAACAGUUCAUCAGGGCCUGGGGAUUUGUUAGGGUUUAGUUUCUCUAUUUGUCUGAGGACCAUGUCUCUAGUUACCACAAUCAUACAUAGUUUAUUAUCAUCCUGUUCUACAUAAUCUAUUAUUUCAGGAAUAUCGCUAGUAUUUUCCUGGGUGAAAACUGAGAGGAAGUAGGUAUUUAGUAUUUCACACAUAUCCUUAUCACUGUCAGUGAUCUGACCAGAGUUACUCUUAAGUGGGCCAAUCUUGUCCCUAAUCUUACUUCUGUAUACCUGAAAGAACCCUUUUGGAUUAUUCUUGGAAUCCCUUGCGACCUUAGCCUCAUAAUCCCUUUUAGCUUUUCUUAUUCCUUUCUUUAUUUCUCUCUUAACUGCCCAUCCCCUCUUUUGAUAACGCCUAUAUAUGCCUCUCUUUUGACCAAUGAGAUGUUUUAAUCUAUUGUUCAUCCAUUUGGGAUCAUUUUUGUUAGAUCUAAUUUCCCUACUUGGAACAAAAGUUGUCUGGGCAGCUAGAACUAUGCUCUGAAAAACGUCAUAUUGGCAACCAAGAUCACUUACCUGACCCAUAGUCAGGACAUCCUAAUUUAGCCCACCCAGAUAAUUUUUCAGUCCCAUGAAGUUGACCAAGCGAAAAUCUGGGACAGAGAUUUGAUUGCAGUUAUCUGGGUAAUUCCAUGAUAUAUUGUAACUAAGUGUUUUGUGAUCACUUUCUCCUAGCUCAUCAUUAACCUCAAGAUUAUUUAUUAGUGAAUCUUUGUUGGCAAGAACCAAGUCAAGCAGAUUGCUUCCUCUAGUUGGUUCUGUCACAACCUGUUCUAAAAAGCAAUCCUGAACCGUAUCAAGAAAGUCACUAGACUCAAGAUUUCCUGUCAUAUUGUUCUAAUCAUUUUGUCUAAAGUUAAAAUCUCCCAUUAUCACAACAUUUUCAUAUCUAGAUGCCUUAUGAAUUUCAUCCCAUAGCAGUUUACUGCCCUCCCUAUCAAGGUUUGGGGGCCUAUAAAUCACACCCAAAAUUAAUUUGUCGCGUCCCUCGAGAAACUGUAGCCAAACAGAUUCUGUGUUCGAUGUUUCUAAUCUUAUAUCAUGUCUAAGACAACAAUUUAGAUUAUCUCUGACAUAUAUCGCCACACCACCAAACUUCCUGUUGACCCUAUCAGUGUGGAAUAGUUUAUAACCCUGUAUGUUGCAUUCAGAAGGCAUUUCUCUAUCUUUCAGGUUGAACCAGGUCUCUGUUAUACCAAUAAUAUCUAUAUUACCUACACUUGCAAGUAAUCUUAGCUCAUCUAUCUUAUUUCUUAGAUUCCUACUAUUUGUAUAGUAAACUUUAAAGGAGCUAGUCACUCGUUGCCCUCUACUGUCUCUGUUUGUUGAUCAGUUGAUUUGCCAUUACUAGCAACUUUAUUUUGAAUAUUGUCUUUUAAACAUAACUCUGAGGUAUCCCAGUAAUAACUGCUGUUUUUAACCCUAAUGCUGCAGCCUGAUUGUUUCCCACAAACACCCAUACCUCUAUAAUCUAUCAGUUUAAAUUCCUAGACAAGUCAUCAAUUACCCUCUCAAUUGAAUUGGCUAAUGCAACCACUCCAUCCCCAGAGAGAUGAACCCCAUCCCUUGCAUACAUAUCACGUUUGCCAAAGAAUAGGUCCCAGUUAUCAAUGAAUGGGAUUGCAAGUUCCUUGCAGCACCUUUCUAGGCAAGAUGCUACAUAUGACUGGGAUCUCACCCUUAGACCUAACUACUUCUAUGGCUGACCUGUACUUAUCCAGCAGCUCCUCUCUCCUGCCCUUCCCAAUGUCAUUACCUCCAGCGCUAAGACAGAUACUGGGUUGUUCCCAUUACCUGCCUUAAUAUUAUCCAACUUGCUGACUAUGUCACCAACACCAGCUCCAGGAAGACACACUCUCUGUCUCACCUUUCUGUCUCUGUUACAAAAUGCACGGUCCAUAUAUCUUACCUGAGAAUCGCCUACUAUUAAAAUAUUCUUACCUUGAUUAGCAGGGUAAUCAGUGGUAUCUUCAGCCUCACUAACCACUGAAGUACACUCGUCUUGGGGAACAGAGAAUCGAUUUCCUACCUUCACAUCUUCUCUAUUAACUCACCUCAUCUUCCUUCUUCCUGAACUGUGAACCACUUGCCACUUAAAGCGGCUACCACUAUCACUGCUGGUGACCAUUCCUUCCUUACCAGCUAAAUCAUUCUCACACUCGCUCCCAAACUCAUCUAUGCGAAGUUUCAGCCUCCUAUUUUCCUCCUGAAGAAGUUGAACCUCCUUCUUCAACACUUUAACCUGAGAUUCUAAAUCACUACAACAAGACAUGGUGCUUGGUAACAGCCCACGCUAACUCCCAAGAGCUUAGGCAGGUAUGACCGCAGGUGACCACUGACCUAAGCAUACUGACCACUGACCUCAGCAAAGAAUCAACAGUAUCACUGUAUACCCACCUGAAUAAACUCACACCUAGUAUCAUAAUGCGAGGAAUCAACAGUAUCACUGUAUACACACCUGAAUAAACUCACAAGUAGUACCAGAAUGUGAAGAAUCAACAGUAUCACUAUAUCCAGUUGAAUAAACUCACACCUAGUAUCAGAAUGUGAAGAAUCAGCAGUAUCACUAUACCAACCCGAAUAAACUCACACCUAGUAUCAGAAUGUGAAGAAUCAACAGCAUCACUGUAUACCCGCCUGAAUAAACUCAUACCUAUUAUCAGAAUGUGAAAAAUCAAGAGUAUCACUGUAUACCCGCCUGAAUAAACUCACACCUAGUAUCACAAUGUGAAGAAUCAACAGUAUCACUGUAUACCCACCUGAAUAAACUCACACUUAGUAUAAGAAUGUUAAGAAUCAGCAGUAUCACUAUACCCGCCUGAAUAAAUUCACACCUAGUUUCAGAAUGUGAAGAAU